Molecule: messenger RNA, 1758 nt
Organism: Scylla paramamosain (green mud crab)
Lineage: Eukaryota; Metazoa; Arthropoda; Malacostraca; Decapoda; Portunidae
Product: facilitated trehalose transporter Tret1-like
Exons: 5
Coding region: 1-1758 (585 amino acids)
Biological process (GO): transmembrane transport
Cellular component (GO): membrane
Molecular function (GO): transmembrane transporter activity
Source: RefSeq, a predicted model, not a curated record
AUGGACAUCUCUGAGCCCGCUGAGGAGGAGAGCCGUCCCUCGGGAGUCAAGGACCUGAGCUGCAUCGCUGGGGGCAUCCGCAAAGUGUUCUGUCGCUCUGCCCUCACGCCCCGGGAGAAACAGGUGGUGUACUCAGGGUUGGUGGCGUGGGUCGGCGUGGCGCUGGGGCUGGUGCUGGCCUACCCCCCGCUGGCCCUCCACGUCUGGACGCGAGAGAGGGACGUCACUUUGACCCACCAGGAGAUAUCAUGGUUCAGAAGUGUGCUGUACCUGGGUUCGAUCCCCGGAUCCGUGGUGGGGGGGAUGUUGAUGCAGCUGCUGGGACCUCGCCGCCUGCUGCUGCUGCUGCUGCCUGGCCUUGCUCUGUCGUGGCUGCUGCUACCCCUCGUUACACCGCACGCCCCCACACUCAUCGUCCUCCGCGCUCUGCAGGGUGUGCUGGUGGCCGGCUGUGGCCUGAGCGUCUACGUGUACCCGUGCGAGGUGGUGGAGGCGCGGCUGCGAGAUGUGGUGGGCGCCCUUCCUGAGGCGGCCUUCUCCCUGGGCUUCCUGCUGGCCUACCUGCUGGAGGCCGCCCUGCACUGGUCCGUCGUGGUGUUGCUGGUGCCAUCCUGCCUGCUGUUGCCCACCGCCCUCGCCGUGGCCCUCGUGCCGGAGUCCCCGGCAUGGCUCCUUCAUCGUGGCCGCCUGAAGGAGGCCCGUGAGGUGCUAACCGCCCUCCGCCCUGCCGGUGUCAGUGUGGAGAAGGAGCUGCUCACCAUGCAGCUGGAGGGCGACAAGCAGCGCGGGAAGGAGCGUGGUUGUCCCGUCUUCCUGCUGAGGCAUGCGAGGUUCCUGCUGCCCGUGCUGGCGGGACUCAUUCUGGUGCUGCUGAAGGAGAGCACCGGCCAGAUGGUGCUGGUGCUGACGCUGAGCCGCGUGCUGUCAGGCGGCGCCGUGGGCCUGUCGCCGCUGUGGGGCAGCGUGGUGGUGGGGGCUGCCAGGGUGGCCGCCAACCUGGGCGGCUGCUGCUUCCUGCUGCGCCACUUCUCCCGUCGGGCCGUACUGUCCCGCGCCUCACUCACCGCCGGAGUGGCCAUGGUCGUGCUGGCCAACUACUACGCCUCUACCGGAGAACACUUCUGGCCGCAGGUGACGCCCUUCGUGUUCACGGUGGUGUUCGUGGUGUGUUACGGCGCCGGCGUGGGUCCCGUGGCCAGCCUCAUGGUGUCCGAGCUGCUGCCGGGGCCCGUGCGUGGCCUGGGCUCGGGCCUCGCCAACGCUGUCCUGUGCGGCGCCCAGUUCAGCCUCACCUUCAUCGCGCCCUCCACUGACCAGGAAUUCACGUUCUCCUGCUGGGGCUACGGAGGCGGCUGUCUCCUGCUGGCGGGCUUCGCCCUCCUGUUGCCAGAGACGCGGUGCCGCCCCCUGGAGGAGCUUGAGGUGUUCUGGCGGGAGGCCACCGCGAAGGGCGUGUGUGGGGGAUACUCCCCGUGCUGUUCCCCAACACCCACACACCGCACCUCACCACCUCAGCCUCGCUCCCCAGCACCUUCGCCCUCAGCUUCCCAGGCCUGUGUCCAAGCUCCCCGCCCCUGCGCCCCAUCGCCCCUUCCCGUCACCCCACCCUCCUCGCUGACUCCAACACCUCCACCCCGCUGCUCAACAUCCCAUCGCCGCACGUCACCGCCACCACCACCACCACCCACACCUCCCCUCAAGCAGGCGGCCGAGCAGACAGCCUUGAGGGCGUCGCCGGAGCAGCACAGACAGACGUGA